Polypterus senegalus (gray bichir) is the source of this 9264-nucleotide messenger RNA. RefSeq names its product ATPase phospholipid transporting 8B4 (gene atp8b4). Gene Ontology annotation, molecular function: magnesium ion binding; ATP binding; ATP hydrolysis activity. Gene Ontology annotation, biological process: phospholipid translocation; Golgi organization. The transcript has 29 exons. Lineage: Eukaryota; Metazoa; Chordata; Cladistia; Polypteriformes; Polypteridae. The record is from RefSeq and is a predicted model, not a curated record. Bases 347 to 3919 code for a protein of 1190 amino acids. Gene Ontology annotation, cellular component: plasma membrane.
GAGGACGGCUAGUAAAAUCGAGAGCGAGACGGAGAGAGGAAGGGAGGGAGGGAGGAAGGCAGCGAGGGAGUGAGUGAGAGAGUGAGGAAGAGAGGGAGAUCCUGCUCAACGGUAAUCGCUAUGUUUUCCAUUGUGUGAUAUCACUCAAUACUCCACCCUGAGCGUAUGUCGUAGUGGAAUGGAGGAGAUCAGGCGAAUGGACGCCGUUUUAUUGCGGUUAAUUUAGAGCUUAUUCGUUUAAACUAAAGACCAGUUGGAAGAAUGCGGCUACUGGCAUGACACCUUUUCAGAGAGAUCACACACAUUCAGGCCAGCCCUCAGGCCUAAUUGGACGACACUUGAUGCUAUGAAGCUUUGUGACAAUAAUACUGUCAUCGAGGAGGAGCGCCACGCAAAAGCCAAUGACCGUGAAUAUAAUGAAAGAUUUCGUUAUGCAGACAAUCGCAUCAAGACUUCGAAAUACAACAUCUUCACAUUCCUGCCAAUCAACCUAUUUGAACAAUUCCAGCGUGUUGCCAAUGCCUACUUUUUGUUCCUGCUUAUAUUACAGCUAAUUCCUGAGAUCUCCUCACUGUCCUGGUUUACCACCAUCGUGCCUUUGGUGCUUGUACUAACGAUCACUGCUGUCAAAGAUGCUACAGAUGACUAUUUUCGCCACAAAAGUGACAACCAAGUCAACAACAGACAUUCUCAGGUACUCAUCGAUGGCAAAUUGCAAAAUGAAAAAUGGAUGAACGUACGCGUUGGAGACAUCAUCAAGUUGGAGAACAAUCAGUUUGUUGCUGCAGACUUGCUGCUUUUGUCUAGCAGUGAACCUUAUGGGCUUUGCUAUGUUGAAACAGCUGAGCUGGAUGGGGAGACGAAUUUGAAGGUCCGUCAAGCCUUAACGGUGACCUCAGAACUCGGGGCUGAUAUCAGCUGCCUGGCGGAGUUUAAUGGUGAGGUUAUCUGUGAGCCUCCAAACAACAAAUUAGACAGGUUCUUGGGAACGCUCUUCUGGAAAGACAACAAGUAUUCCCUCGAUAACGAGAAAAUGCUGCUUCGAGGCUGCGUGCUCAGAAAUACGGAGUGGUGCUUCGGAAUGGUCAUCUUUGCAGGGCCUCAAACAAAACUCAUGCAAAACUGCGGGAGGACCAAAUUCAAAAGAACGAGUAUAGACAGACUGAUGAACACUUUAGUUUUAUGGAUAUUUGUUUUUCUUAUAUGUAUGGGGAUCAUUCUUGCUAUUGGAAAUUCAAUCUGGGAAUACAAAGUUGGUAGCAAUUUCCGAAUUUACUUGUCCUGGAAUGAAGUUCUCGAUUAUCCGGUGCUAUCUGGAUUCCUUACUUUCUGGUCGUACAUUAUCAUUCUGAACACGGUGGUGCCGAUCUCCUUAUAUGUCAGCGUGGAGGUCAUUCGCCUCGGUCACAGCCACUUCAUAAACUGGGACAGAAGAAUGUAUUAUGCUAAGAAGGACACCCCUGCCGAGGCACGCACCACAACACUAAAUGAGGAACUGGGCCAGAUUGAAUACAUCUUUUCGGACAAAACUGGAACGUUAACGCAGAACAUCAUGGUUUUCAGCAAAUGUUCAAUUAAUGGAAAAACAUACGGGGACGUGUAUGAUGAGCUUGGACGUAAAAUAGAAGUCUCAGAGAAAACCCCAGCCGUGGAUUUUUCAUUCAAUCUCCUGUCAGAUAAGAAAUUUAAAUUUUACGACCACAGUCUUCUGGAAGCAAUCAAAAUCGGAGAGCCGACUGUGCACGAGUUCUUCAGACUUCUGGCCCUUUGCCACACUGUUAUGCCAGAGGAAAAAAACGAAGGGGAUCUUCACUACCAGGCACAGUCACCUGAUGAAGGGGCUCUGGUUACGGCCGCAAGAUCUUUUGGCUUCGUCUUCCGGGCCCGCACUCCAGAAACCAUAACAGUGUAUGAGAUGGGCGAGCCAGUCACCUACCAGUUGCUUGCAAUCCUAGAUUUCAACAACUUCAGGAAACGAAUGAGUGUCAUCGUCAGGAAUCCCAAGGGACAAAUAAAGCUGUACUCCAAAGGAGCCGACGUUAUUCUCUUUGACAGGCUCCAUCCAUCUAAUGACGAUCUCAUGGAGGCAACGUCGGACCACCUCAGCGAGUUUGCAGGAGAGGGUCUGCGGACGCUGGCGCUUGCUUACAAAGAUAUCGAUGAGGACUACUUGGCACAGUGGCUCAAGAAGCUUCAUUUCGCCAGCAUCUCAUUUGACAACCGCGAGGAAUGUCUGUCAGCCUUAUAUGAAGAGAUUGAGCAGAAUAUGAUGUUACUAGGUGCCACUGCCAUUGAAGACAAACUACAAGAAGGCGUUCCAGAGACCAUCGCUUGUUUAAAUCUCACCAACAUUAAGAUCUGGGUCCUCACAGGAGAUAAGCAAGAAACAGCGAUGAAUAUUGGCUAUUCUUGCAACAUAUUGACCGAUGACAUGAAUGAACUUUUCAUUAUAUCAGGCCAUACAGCACUUGAGGUGCAGCAGGAGCUCAGGAAAGCAAAGGAAUGUAUGCUGGGUUCAAGCAGGGACAUCGGCAACGGCCACACGUUUUCUGAAAAGAAGAAGAACUCUGAUUCCGUGUUUGAGGAAACCAUCAGUGGCGAGUAUGCCUUGAUUAUCAAUGGGCACAGCCUGGCCCAGGCUCUAGAGACGGACUUGGAGCGAAUCUUCCUGGACAUUGCCUGCAUGUGUAAAACAGUCAUCUGUUGUCGUGUUACUCCCCUGCAGAAAGCCCACGUGGUCGAGCUUAUAAGGAAAUACAAAAAAGCGGUCACCUUGGCCGUCGGGGAUGGAGCUAAUGACGUGAGCAUGAUAAAAACAGCUCAUAUCGGUGUUGGAAUCAGUGGGCAGGAGGGGAUGCAGGCCGUGCUGGCCAGCGAUUACUCCAUCGCCCAGUUUCGAUAUCUGCAGAGACUGCUGCUUGUUCACGGCCGCUGGUCCUACUUCCGAAUGUGCAAUUUCCUUCAUUAUUUCUUCUACAAGAACUUUGCUUUCACCCUUGUCCACUUUUGGUACGGUUUCUUCUGUGGAUUUUCAGCACAGACGGUGUAUGACCAGUGGUUCGUCACCUUGUUCAACGUCGUUUACACCUCCCUGCCAGUUCUUGCAAUGGGCCUCUUUGAUCAGGAUGUCAACGAGCAAAACAGUAUGGAGUACCCCAAGCUGUAUGAGCCCGGUCAAUUAAACCUCUUAUUCAACAAGCAUAAGUUCUUCAUCUGUACAGUGCAAGGCAUCUACACAUCCUUUGUGCUUUUCUUUAUCCCAUACGGUGCUUUUAUGGACAACGUGAGAGGUGAUGGCUUACAUAUAAUGGACCAGCAGUCGUUUGCUGUCACAAUCGCAACAUCCUUGGUGAUCGUUGUUAGUGUCCAGAUCGGAUUAGACACCAACUACUGGACGGCGGUCAAUCAUUUUUUUAUAUGGGGCAGUGUGGCAGUUUAUUUUUCCAUUUUAUUCUUCUUGCACAGCGAUGGAAUUUUUGACAUGUUUCCCAGUCAGUUUCCCUUUGUUGGAAUUGCUCGCAACUCCUUAUCCCAGAAGAGCGUCUGGCUGGUCAUCCUGCUGACCACUGCGGUGUGUGUCAUGCCGGUGGUGGCUCUGAGGUUCCUGAGGAUUGACUUGAAUCCCACGUUGACAGAUAAGGUGCGACACAUGCAGCAGGCCAGAAGAAAGCAGCGUCCACUGGAGCACAACUUCAAGCGCGUCCGCAGGACAAGCUCCAGGCGCUCAGCCUAUGCCUUUGCACACCAGGAGGGCUACGGAGAACUGAUUACCUCUGGCAAGAAUAUGAAGGGCACCAGCCACUUCUCAAUGACGCCAGGGGGUCGCAUCCAGAACAGUACCAGCUGGAUUGAGAAUCUCCUUAAGAAACGGACAGACCCCACAGGUGCUGACAGGACCCCCAAGCAGCAACACCAGUAGCGGCGUGCCUCCGCUUCCAGAAGAGUCUGUCUUUUGCACUGUGCUUGGACGGUGCCUUGCCAUCAGGAGAUGGACCCCAGAGCAUGAGAGUCCAGUCCUUGGAAUUCCAUGUGCCAUCUUCACGAGGGGUUCUGUGAUAAAAUGGAGAAACAAAUUCAGGAAUGUCACGAGAGAGGUGGCACUGGGGUAGAAUUCUCAUGCUGUCGGUCGCCGGGCAGGAGAACUCACAGCAGAUGGGUUGGGUGGGAUGCUGUGACACAACUCCGCUCUGGACCUGAAGCUUUGAGCCCUGGCAGAGCACACUUAACCAUCAACUCCCCUCGAUGCCUUUACUUUGGGGUCCUUACUUGGAUUAUCAACAUGUGGUAACUGGAUAGCCCUCAUUUCAAUGAGGACCAAUCUCGUAUCCUUCUGGUUUUGGGUUUGGGGAUGUAAACCUACAUCCAUUAGUGCAGCACACAUUGAUUGUCAGACCUGUUUGAGGAUCUUCUCCUCACCCUUCAGUUAGGGCACAGAGCCUGUAUUUUUGACUCUUGUUACCCAAUGAGCCCUUGUUUGUCUGAGAAACCCCACUUGUAGAGUUGGGUUGGGUGGGGGACCCUCAUGACACACCUCCACUCAGGACAUGAACGCGUGGCCUUCGGUACAGCACACGUUGAAUGUCAAGCAUGGUUGAGUUUCCACCACCGCCGAUGUCAUGUGGAAAAUGGUAACCAUCACGUCACUGGAAACCCUCCUCGUAUCCUUUGGAGCAGGGUUGGAUUUAGCAAGAAGUCUUUCCACCUCUCCAUUUGAGAUGUGAACCUCCUGCCCUAGAGCGCAGCGCACACAGAAUAUCAGAUCUACUCAAGUGUCAAGUGUCCACUCAGUAAUGAUCUUUUGAGUUUGUAACAAGUGGCAAAUGACCAACUCUCUCUUCACUGGGAACCAGUCUGGAAUUUUUCUGAAGCUGGGUUGGGUGGGCAGUCUGGGUGUGACUCCAUGGUCCACUUGAGUAUCGACCUGCUGCAUCUCUCUUAUGGUCGUCAUCUUCCUAUUAACUUGUGGUGAAAGGUGAUCUCUUGUUUAAUAAGGGACCAGCCAUGUGUGGUUCUGAAUUUGAUUGGGAGCAAUUCACACGUCCAUUUAGGAUGUAAAUCUAAAGACUUUGCUGCAGCCCACCCUAAAUGUCAGAUCCACUUGAGCCAACCAGUGCCCUUCUAUUGGGUUUGUCACCUCGGUUAUCAGCAAGUGAGGUACGGUCAGCCCUUAUUUCUGUAGACUCCAAUCUUGCAUUCAGGUGGAGUUUUUGUUUUCAGAGGAACUCGGGCUUAUGACACACCUCCACUCAAGGCGCAGUAACAAGUGAAUGUCGAGACCACUCGAGAAUCGCCUCAUGGUUCCUCUGUAGGGAUCACCUGCAAAAAUGGCAUGCGGUAAAAGGUCAUUGUUCACCUCACUGCUGUUAAAUAUUGUAUUCUUGUGGAGGUUCUUGAGCAUUGAGUCGGUAUUAUUACUUAUCACCGUUUCAGAUGCGGAUUUGUAAGGUAAACAUUGAACGCCAAGGCCAUUUGAGAAUCGGAUUAUGGCUCUCCUCUGUUGGGGUCGCCUGAAUGCAGGGCCGGUGCCACCAUUAUGGAAAAUCAGACUUUCGAUCAUAAGGGAGGAUAACCCAUCCACACAGGUUAGCUACCGAACAGUCGGUUGCCACACUAAUAAGCUUUGGCCUUGAGCGGAAAAUAACUAGCACUGGCACUCCUGGAUGGUUGACUUUGCGGUGAAAGGUCAGCAUUCAUUUCACUGGGGUCAAAUCUCGUAUUCUUGUGGAGUUUUUUAAGAGGAAGUUGUCAUUAUUAGACGCCUCCACUCAGGAUGUGAACACUGGUUGUUACAAGCAACGAUUUAGAGGAACCAAAAAGACCAGGAGAUGAUCUCUUAGCCAGAGAUGUAAUCGGGGAAAGCAAAGAGACCCACCCAGGUGAUCAUAGCAAACAAAGUCAAAACACAGGAUGUUAUUUAAAAGUCGGAAGACAAAGCAAAAGUUAGGAACUGUUGUAUCGUGGAGACAAAAGAAAGGACAGGGGUUACAGAGGAGUUGUACACAGUGACAGGCAAAACCAAAAAUGAAAGAAAACCAAGUGUCAAAACCUCAUGGUCGAAAAUCAGAAGCGAAAAUAAAGUCUUAAGAACUUGAAUCACACAAUCGAACCUUGAUUUUGUUUUUUUUUUUUUGAGAAAUCCGUAACCUUGGACAAUCAAGUAAUGCCAGAAAUGGACUUUUAUACCUCAUGACCCCUAACGUUGCUCCGUUCCUGAGUGACCACAUAGUAACUGAUAAACAAAACUACACAAAAUGGUGAGGCUAGAAGGAAACAAAUGAUUAAUAUAUACUUUAAAACAACCACAAACAUCGAGAAUCACUAGCAUGACCUCAAAAAUGUAUAAAGUGAAGUAAAUCAGGUGAAAGGAUGACAAAAUAACAGCACAGAAGAACCAAUAAUGACAACAAUCAGAAAACAAACCUACCGCUCGGGCAAACUGGAAACAUAAGUGAGCUGCAGUAGACAAACGAGACAUUAUGUAUGCACAGGGUGGAUGUAAUUAGGGAGAAUAGUGAAGAGUUACGAUCAGUAAUGAAAUUCAAGAUGGCCGUCUUUUAUUACGUCAAGCGUGAAGGAAUCGGCCAGGUGCGCUCUAUCAGUUCUCUGUAGACAACUGACUAAGAUAACAAAGCAGUGGCCUUAAAUAAAGGGGGUUCAUUUGCAUAAUGCAGUGUAAGCAGCAGUUCAGUUUCCACCAAUCAGAAUCUAAGUAAAUGGUAUAUUCAAAUGCUUUAGUAUUAUCUGGACGUCCCAAAACUGUUAAAACAAAUUAAAAGUCUUUAACAUGCACAUAUUCAUCCCUAAAGAGAAACUUCUUAUUUAAAAAUGAAAUGUUUUUAAUUAUAAUUAUCCCAUCAUUCCCUUGGUGACUGUUCUGGACAUGACUGGUGCAGAAAUUUUGGGUUGCAAAGGACAGACGCAACCUGAACACUCAUAAAUUCACACAGUAAUAGCAAAAUACAAAGAUAUUCUUUCUGAAUGUUUCCACCAGAGUCACGUAUAGGAAACUCGUCACAUUUUCACAGUGACAUCUUCGUGGUGUCAUUGUCAUGACGAUGCGUCUCGGGAGCAGCAUGUAAUCAAAACGGUAAAUCAAAUUGACUUUCUCGGAUAAGGUCAAAAAUGAAAAAUAAUUCACCAAAAAUGGAAUCCUUUAGUUGACUGAAUUUAAGGCGUACAAACGUGUGAAUAUCCCCCGUCAAGAGAAUCGGACCCCGUUAGGAUCAUGAUUUGGAUUAAUGACUUGUGAGUAAAGUUUGCCAUUCACUUCACUAGGGUCCAGUCUCGGAAACAGUGGGCCUUCGCUUCCCCGGAGACCUGGGGUGUAUCCUUAUGAAUUUAGAGAGGUGAAGCCACCACACAUCUACACUUAUGGACCUUUGGAAUUCCUCAGUGCUAUUCAGUCAUUGCCACCUCAGUUAUUAACAUGUCAUAAUGGGGCAGCCAUCUUAUCAAUGGAGACCAAUCCAACAUCCUUGUGGAUUUAGACUCUGUUGUCCUCGCCGCAGCUCACAGUGCCAUGUCCACUCAAGUCUGCCCAACCGUUGGGGGCAUCAAGUGGAAGAUUAGUUUCGUUGAGGACCAAUCUUGUAUUUCUGGAGUUAUGGCCUAAAUCUCCUGAACACCUCCAUUCUGUAGUUGAGCUUGCAGCCCAAACUGAAUGUGAAGCCCACUCAAGUAUUUCCUGGCUGCUAUUCUCUUGAGGUCAUUGACAAAUUGAGGAAUGGUUAGCUCUAAUCUCUUUUGGUGGGGGUCACGCAUGCAUUUCUGGGGAGGGGUGACACUGUAUCCUCCGAUCUAAAUGGAGGUCCAUCCUGGUAUUCGCUGAGUGCCUUUCCAUUGGGAUUGUCACCACUUGUGGUAACUUCACUUCACUGAGGACCAGUGUGAUGGGAGAUACUACACACCCGCACCCAAAAUGUGAACCUAAAUUCAGGGCUGAGCCCCUCUGAGUAGGCAUUCACUAAUCAUUCAUUGUGGUCUUCACCAGCAUGUUUGAGCUGCUGUAGCUGGUCAGGCCUUGUUUCAAUGGGGUGUAAUCUUCUGUCCACCUUGGUUUGUGGAGACCUCAGGAAAGGAAAUUCUGAUUUGGGCCCACUUGAACUACAUCAUUUUUUUACUUUUCUUUUAUUGGCAGGUGUCAUGGGGUUUUGUACUUUACAUUCCAUCCAAAAAUAAAGCAUCGACCUUGACCGACCAGUCGCCGUCCCCCGUCAUUCACAUCCAGAUUAGAGCCUGUCUGCUCUCGAUGUACGCCAUGAUGAUCAUCUCAAGUGAGCUGCUGUUAGAACAGACAGUGAUGCCAAUAUGCCCGUCCACUUUCCAAUGAUUGACAGGCUUCCUGUCCAGUCAUCUUGGUAGGAUUUCAUUUUCUGGACAAACUAAGCCCCAAAAUGAUGAAGUAAUGCAUGAGGAGAACAAAGGGGGGCAUCCUAAGGAGGGUAUAUCCAAUAUCCACACUACUAAAUUUUCAUUUAACAAAAGUGCUUUUAAAUUAAAAUGAUCUCCGUCCACACUUGCAUCUUCACGUUGUCUGCAAAAGUAUUUUCGUCCACACCAUAAUUUAUUGAAGUAGGGGUCACGGGUUGUCACCUUUUGGGUCGUACAGAGUCGGCAUUUAACGUCGGAAUCGAUGUGGAAGGGUCGCAUACAGUUUGCUAAUUACCUGCUAAGUAUGCUUGUCCAAUCAACAACUAUAGAUUUUGUAAUUAGUAGAUUUAUAUUAAAAGAUCAUUUUAGCAAAUCCAUCCAGCCAUUUUUUCCAACCGCUUUCUCCAUUAUGCAGUCGCAGGGAGACUAGGCCUUUCUUUGUAGCCUCAAGUGCAAGGCAACUGCCAACUCUGAGUGGGAUACCACUGAGCACAUUUUGAGGUGCCAGUUAACUUUGGCAUCUUUGGUGUAUGGGGGGGAGAUGGGGGCAUGGUAGUGGGCACAGAAGGAGUAUCUGGAGAAAAGUCACACUGGCACAGAGAGACAUGCACACUCCACACAGACUGUCACUAGCCUGGCAUUUGAACCCUGAUAUGAACUGGAGACUUUGGAUACUUGUUAAGAUUCUGGAAAAAGGAAAUGUUUAAAGAAACACCUGACGUGGUGGAAUGAGAGUAGGAAAGAACCGUCAUGAGCUGGUGGGACAAACACUUAGAGGAAAAGUCGGCUUCUAAUGGAGAGAAAAGUGAGAAUGAAAAUCCAACUAAAAUCUAGAUAGAUAGAUACAUUAAUAUCUAUCUAUCAAAGUAUAGUAGGCAGGAGAGAUAGAUAGAU